CGACAGAAAUCCGUUUGUAAAUUAACAAGAGAAUUAAGAACCAAGAUCAAGACAAAGAAGGUCUGCGAGUCAAUGUAUAAUAACAACAGGGAGAAAAUAAAUAAAAUUUUAACUCGUUUUAUUCAAACCUAAUCAUUAGGUUAUCCAUUUUGUUGAAGACCACGUAAUAACAGUCGUGACUUGAAUGCCACAAAAAAAUAUUCAAAUGGCAUAAUUCUGCUAUUAUAAAAUGAUUCGCGACAACAUCUACGCCAAGAGUCAUCGCCGAACAUUCGCGACAAUAUUGUGCGUGUUAUUUUGUUUCUUCAAAAAAAAAAAAAAAAAUCCUCUUUGCACAUUUCGAUAAUGUUUUCAAAAUUCAUAGUUCAUGUGUCAAUUAUUUUACAAGUACUUUAUGUUUCACACGUUCAUACGGCAUUCGUCAGUCAACCUUAUAAUAAAAAUGACCUUCAAUUGAAUAACUAUGAGCCUGACAUUGAACCUUACGAUGAUUCCGGACAAACGGAGAAGCCAAUUUUUAAUUAUCGGAAAAAUGGAUUUCGAGUGGACGUUCGAAUUGUUUCGCCAUUGAAUAAUAAUACAAUUAUGAUGAAGGAGAGUUUAGACGAUCAUUUUCCCAAGUUUCCUGUCAAGGAAAUUGGACUAUGUAUUAUUGAUCUUUCAAUGACUUGUGUACAGAGGCGAGUCGUUCGAUUUCUCGAUGUGAUUAAACAAUUAAAGGAGAUUACACUUUUUGGUCAAACGGUGAAAAUGGUGAGGACUAAAGUGGCCAAACCAGUGGAAAGUAAUCGAAAUUUACUUCUUGAUGGACUCAAGGAAAAAAUUGACCGAAGUAUUGACGAAUUUUUCGAGACAUUCGUAUUACGAAUUACAUUGCCCAAAUGGAAUGGAAAAAAUAAUCAAAUUAAUCUCAUGUUCGAUGAUACUGAUGUCGAAGGACGUGGUAAGCAGAAAAAAGGUGGUGGCAAAUGCAAAAAAAUGAUGAUGUGCAUGAUGAUGAUGGUGAAGAUGAAGCUAAUGGCAAUGGGCGGAAUGAUGGCAAUGAAAGGAAUGCUCUUUUCCGGAAUGUCAAUUAUGAUGAUAAAGGCAAUGUUGAUACAGAAAUUGAUGAGCCUCAAAGGUGGUGGUGGUGGUGGAUGGAAUAUGGGCGGCGGUGGUUGGAAUAUGGGUGGAGGUGGUUGGAAUAACGACGGAGGACACGGAGGAGGUCAAUAUAAGGAAGUAGUUUUAUUAACAAAAAGUAACAGCGAUGGAGGUGGUGGCUGUGGAGGUGGAGGACAUGGAAGUAGUUGUUCAUCACACGGGCAGGAUAGUUAUUCUGCCCCACCAUCAAGUAGUUAUGGAGCACCAUCAUCUGGAGGUGGAUAUUCAUCUGGAGGUGGUGGUGGUUGGGGCCGAAGUUUCAAUAACAAUCCACUAGCCAUAAAUUUCAAUAAUCCACAACAAUUAAAUAACGAACCUUUAAUUGGCAAAUCAUUAAACAAUUACAUUUACAAUAUAAAUACAAAUAACACCGAUAAAGAUGAUGAGUAUGUUAAUUUGAACUCUUCUUUUGUUAAGAAUGAGGAAAAAAAUAUGAUUACCUCCAACAAUAGUAAGAUUUUUAAAGAAAAUCAUCAAAAUGACAAUUUAAAUUUUAAAACUAUUAAAAAUAAUCAUCGUGAGACAUUUAAUGAAAAUACACAAAAUAAUACAUUAAAUUUUAAAAAUCUUCAACCCGUUUAUGUUAAGGAUUGGAGGAAUUAUAAUUCUUCGACUAUUCGAAAUAUUUUGUAUCCAAAUGCUUUGAGUACUCGGGAAAAGAAGACGAAAAUUUAAAUUGUAAAUAAUUAUUUAGUUUUGUAGUAUUUAAUUCUAAUUUAUUUAUUUAACUUUUAUUUAUUUAUUUUAUUUAAAUGUAUUAUGUUUAUUAAAUUUAAAUUUAUCUAUUUUUAUAUUAAUUUCUAA
This is a messenger RNA of Leptopilina boulardi, 1947 nucleotides long. RefSeq lists its product as uncharacterized. The record is from RefSeq and is a predicted model, not a curated record. The transcript has 4 exons. The coding region runs from base 346 to 1818 and encodes 490 amino acids. NCBI's taxonomy places the organism in Eukaryota, Metazoa, Arthropoda, Insecta, Hymenoptera, Figitidae.